CAGCCCCUGCGGCCGCAGGGAGGGGCCCGGGCGCGCACCUGGCGCCAGGUGAGGCAGGGGCGGGGCGGCGCGCAGGCGCACUGAGCUCCUCCCCCCGCGCUCUCUUGGCCGCUGGGAGCAGAAACGGCCCCGCCGGACCGGACAGGUUCAGUUCUGAGCCUGUGUAUUUAAAUAGGGAAUGAUCUGAGGCUUGGCAUGGUAUCCAAGGUGUUUCCAUUUCAAGAAAUAUUUUUGUAACCAAUUCUAUGCUAAGGACUGUCUUCAGUAGAGGCUUCUAUAAGGGUGAUACAUUUCUAAUAUUAGAAUGGCUGUCAGAAUAAGACGACAGUUAAAGAGACUAUUUUCCCACUGGAAACUUUGGAAGUUUAGCAUUUUUAUUUUUGUUUUUCUAAUAUGUUUAUUCUUAUUGCAAAGAGAAGUAGGUGUUCAAGACACUGAAAAUGAACCAGGGAUGAAGCCCAUUGUGGGAAAGAAAAGUAAUGUGCUGGACCUUGUGUUAAAUGCUGUGAACAAUAUUAAAGCUGCAAACCCAAAAAUGCAGAUAAAGGCACCUGUUAGGCAAACCAAGAUUCCUGGAGAGAGACAUUGUUUACCAGGCUAUUAUACAGCAGCGGAACUGAAACCUUUCCUAGAUCGACCUCCUCAGGACCCUCAUGCUCCUGGAGCUUCUGGUAAAGCAUUUAAAACUACCAAUUUAAGUCCAGAAGAACAAAAAGAGAAAGAGCGCGGAGAAGAAAAACACUGCUUUAAUGCAUUCGCAAGUGACAGGAUUUCUUUGCAUCGGGACCUUGGCCCAGACACUCGACCUCCUGAAUGCAUUGAGCAAAAGUUUAAGCGUUGCCCACCACUGCCUACCACAAGUAUUAUCAUAGUUUUUCACAAUGAAGCGUGGUCUACUCUGCUAAGAACAGUUCACAGCGUGAUGUAUACUUCUCCUGCCAUACUGCUAAAAGAAAUUAUUUUGGUGGAUGAUGCCAGUGUAGAUGAAUACUUGCAUGAUAAGCUAGACGAAUAUGUGAAACCAUUUCAAAUAGUUAAAGUAGUCAGACAAAAGGGAAGAAAAGGACUAAUCACUGCAAGAUUACUAGGAGCCUCAGUAGCAACAGGAGAGACUCUCACUUUUUUGGAUGCACACUGUGAAUGCUUUUAUGGCUGGUUAGAGCCAUUGUUGUCAAGAAUAGCUGAGAAUUACACUGCUGUUGUAAGUCCUGAUAUUGCAUCCAUAGAUCUCAAUACUUUUGAGUUCAGCAAACCUUCUCCUUAUGGACAUAACCAUAACAGAGGAAAUUUUGACUGGAAUUUGUCAUUUGGAUGGGAAUCUCUUCCUAAACAUGAGAAAAAAAGAAGAAAGGAUGAAACUUAUCCAAUUAGAACACCUACUUUUGCUGGAGGUCUUUUUUCAAUAUCAAAAGGCUAUUUUGAAUACAUUGGAAGCUAUGAUGAAGAAAUGGAAAUAUGGGGAGGUGAAAAUAUAGAAAUGUCUUUCAGAGUAUGGCAAUGUGGUGGGCAGUUGGAGAUCAUGCCUUGCUCUGUUGUUGGCCAUGUCUUUCGCAGCAAGAGUCCGCACACUUUUCCUAAAGGUACCCAAGUGAUCAUACGUAAUCAGGUCCGCCUUGCAGAAGUCUGGAUGGAUGAUUACAAAGAAAUAUUUUACCGAAGAAACACUGAAGCAGCAAAAAUUGUGAAACAAAAAAUAUUUGGAGACAUUUCAAAAAGACUUGAUUUAAGGCAACGCUUGCAUUGUAAAAAUUUUACUUGGUAUCUAAAUAACAUUUAUCCUGAAGCAUAUGUGCCAGACCUGAAUCCUCCAUUAUCUGGCUUUUUAAAAAAUAUAGGUAGACGUACAUGUCUGGAUGUUGGUGAAAAUAACCAUGGUGGCAAGCCAUUAAUUAUGUAUGCUUGUCAUGGACUUGGUGGAAAUCAGUAUUUUGAAUACUCUGCACAUCAUGAAAUUCGACACAACAUUCAGAAGGAGCUCUGCCUGCAUGCUUCUCAAGGCGCAGUACAGCUUCAGGACUGUAGCUACAAAGGCCAAAAAACAUUCACCCCGGGAGAAGAGAAAUGGGAGCUUCAAAAGGAUCAACUGUUAUAUAAUGCAGCAUUAAAUAUGUGCCUUACAGGAAAUGGAGAACAUCCAAGCUUGGUAUCAUGUAAUCCAUCAGAUUUGUUCCAAAAAUGGAUUUUUGGCCAAAAUAUUUGAAUACUUCAUGCAGCAAGAAAUAUUUUUUUAAAGACUUUAAAACUGUGACCAUAUAUUAUACACUACAAUUUGUUAAAAAUAAUGCAAAGCCAGCUGAUGUAAAAGAUAUCAAAACACUUUUAUUUAAAGAAAAACAUAAAACUUCAAAGAUCUCUUUACAGUUGUAUUUAGAUUAUAAUAAAAACACCAAAGAAUUUUGUGAUGUCUCAGCAGUUGGGGGGAAAAAAUGUUUACAAUUUGUUGGAAAUAAUUUCCUUCAUAUGAUUUUGUUAAUAUUAACUAACUACUGAUUUACAGAUGUUGUAGACUCAUCUCGUUUGGAGAGAGUGUAGGGUUUUUUUGUUUUGUUCUGUUUUUUUAAUUUAUGCAUUCCCAUUUUGUAAUUACUUCAGAAAAACUGAUCCAUAAGAUUAGGGGGAAGUUAUCUUGCACAGUGUCUUAAAACUGAGGCGCCUUAUAAAUGGUGGUUAUGGGAUUUUUUUACUACUUGCUUGACUUAAUUCUCUGCUGAAAUUCACUUUCCCUUUAAAUGAAUCUGAAGAAAGAAAAACUAAAAAUAUCCUUAACACAUCUUCCUUUAAUUUCUUAUAUACUUCAAUGAAAUAGAAAUAUUUGGAUUCUAAAAGUAAAGCCAAAUAGCCAUCAGAGCCUACCCAAUUUCUAGUAAAUCAGUUUUCCUAGAUGUGUCCCUUACUUUAAGAUUCAGCAGUUUUUAUUGAAACAAUAUUCAGUUUAUGUAUGGUUACUUAAAUGGAAAAUCUGGUUGUCCUUUGGGGCAAGUCCAGAAAUGGUGCAACUACACUCCCCUUUGGCUGUGCCCUAUAUGCACAGUGAGCUCCGAAAGCUCACCAACACUUCAUCACAGCUACUGCAAGAAGCUCCACAUAGGUUGUGAGCUGGUUGGUAUGGAUUCUGCCCAGGGUCUAUGCUUUUAAGCAGCUCUGGAGACUCCUGCUCUUCGUUCUCCCCUUCCCUCUCCUUCACCUGCUGAAUUCAGCAGCAGGAGAAAUGAGGGGAAGUGAGGCCAGGGACAUGCAGUCUCCGCUUUAAUUAGUCUCCAGAGCCUCCAAGCUGCCUCUGCUCACUGCUCAUUCUCUCUUCUCCCUGCUGCUGAAUUCAGCAUGAGGGGGGAAGGAAAGAGUGAAGAGCUGAUUGAAAGCAGGGACUCUAGGCAGAGCUCCAGCAGGAGCUGCUGAGAACUCAUUGGUAUCCAGAAUCACAGCAAGGGGCUCCAACUACAUCCCCUUCCGCUGUAUGGCACACGUGCAAUGAGCUUUCUUCACUACACUUGUGCCCUGCUCUUGAAUGAAGUAUGGACACAAUGCCAUUGCUGCAAUCCACCCAUAGUUGUCCUGAUGAUAACAAAAUCACAAAAGAGCAAUAGUAGGUUAAUUUUUUACUCUUUCAUUGUGUGUCCAACACAUUACUGUUUUUUCCAACAUUACAUUUUGUCAUUUGCAAAAUAUGAAAUGAUCUGUUACCAUUUUUGUUCAUUACCUCUCUUCAUUUUUGUACCAUCAACAAAGUUUAAUUAUUUGUUUGCCUUUUCAAGUGAUUUGUAUAGUACAUUGUGCAUAUAUGUAAUUCCUUUUAUGUUUCUCUUUCAAAUGUUUGACUUGGCUUUUAAUCGUUCAGGAGAAGUUUGUUCUUCAACUGUAAUAUAGAACCUUAUAAUGAAAUGAUAUAAGUUAACUGAAAAAUAAAUUAAUUCAUAAGUA
Molecule: messenger RNA, 3918 nt
Organism: Alligator mississippiensis (American alligator)
Lineage: Eukaryota; Metazoa; Chordata; Crocodylia; Alligatoridae
Gene: GALNT3
Product: polypeptide N-acetylgalactosaminyltransferase 3
Exons: 12
Coding region: 305-2200 (631 amino acids)
Cellular component (GO): Golgi apparatus
Source: RefSeq, a predicted model, not a curated record